AUGCCCGGUCCAGUGCUUCCAGAAAACAUCACACCCCCGCCUACCAGGAUGACCGAGGGUUCGUUUUCAUCGUCACUUCGACCACCCGCAUUCAGCGUCGACUCGCCCAGAAUAUGGUUCACGCAGAUGGAGGCGAACUUCGCGAUCGCUGGAAUCGUCACCGAACGUGACAAAUUCAACAGGAUCGUUGCCUCAAUAGACACCAACAUCUGCAAGGAGGUCAGUGACGUCAUUGACCCGAUACCCACUGACACACCCUACCAGAAGCUAAAGCACGCGCUGAUCUCACGUUUCACAAGCUCGCAAGAGGCCAGAAUGCGUCAGCUUUUGGACAAGGAAUCCCUUGGCAGUCGCACUCCUUCAGCACACCUACGGCAUCUCAGGAGUCUAGUCCCAGGGAUCGGCGAAGACGUCCUCAAGUCGAAAUGGCUUUCGCACCUGCCAAAUCAGAUGGAAGCUUUUCUCUCAGAGGACGAGGGCACCGACCUGACGAAGCUCGCUGAACGAGCCGACAGACUGAACGAAAUCUUCAGCCCGGGAUCAGCACCCAUGGUCAAUGCCGUGGCACACACGCCGACGCCUACGUCACAAGAGUCGGAGAUAGCCGCACUGUCCAGACAAAUUGCAGCUCUCCAAGCUUCUGUCCGACAACUGAAAGCCACGACAUCCAGGCCAAGCACCAAAGCUUCCGAAAACCGUUCCCGCAGCACUUCACGGAACAGGCUUCCCAACAACACCGGUGUCUGCUGGUACCACAGGAAAUUCGGUAAGCAAGCAAAGAAGUGUAUUCCAGGUUGCAAGCGUGAGGGAAACGCCAACGGGGGUCAGUGA
Molecule: messenger RNA, 831 nt
Organism: Diachasmimorpha longicaudata
Lineage: Eukaryota; Metazoa; Arthropoda; Insecta; Hymenoptera; Braconidae
Exons: 1
Coding region: 1-831 (276 amino acids)
Source: RefSeq, a predicted model, not a curated record